Olea europaea var. sylvestris is the source of this 1171-nucleotide messenger RNA. RefSeq names its product gibberellin-regulated protein 11-like. The record is from RefSeq and is a predicted model, not a curated record. The transcript has 4 exons. Bases 118 to 489 code for a protein of 123 amino acids. Lineage: Eukaryota; Viridiplantae; Streptophyta; Magnoliopsida; Lamiales; Oleaceae.
UUUACCUCUCAAAGCUUGUGAUUUUCAUAAAAAUCAGUGCAUGUGAACCUUAAAAAAAUACAAAGGAAGGUCAUCUGAUUGUCUAUAAAUAGACAGCACCAGCAAUCAAGAGUUUGCAUGCAGUUACAGAACUUUCAGCUGAAUUUUCCAAAGAUGAAAUUCUUGUCAUUUUUCCUCAUUGCCAUCCUCCUUCUACAGAGUUUUGAAGAGGCAUUGACCUUGAGUGAUGCUGCAGAUUCUCUUACUCAGGUGGAUGAAGCAGGAAUUUUAGGAGGCCUUCUCAAGAAAAUCCCAAAACCAAAAAUCAAUUGCAGUCAUGAAUGCACAAGAAGAUGCAGCAAGUCAUCAAGAAAGAAUUUGUGCCAUCGCGCAUGCAAAACUUGUUGCUUGAGAUGCCAUUGCGUGCCGCCAGGAACUUAUGGCAACAAAAAUGUGUGUCCCUGUUAUGCUAAGCUACGAACACACGGAAAUAAGCCCAAGUGUCCUUGAAAUCUUUGCCCUGCUUAAAAGCACUUAUAAUAUUAAGCAGAUUAAACAUUCUACAAGUGUGUGUGAUACAUAUAUUAUUCAUAUAUCUUUGCGGAUUAGUUCUGCAUGAAUAAUUCUAAUCAUUUAGUAAGUGAAAAGAACAGGAUUACAGUGUGCAAAUAAUCCUUGUGGGAUUUUGACUUGUCAAGAUCUGAUGAACGAUUACAUAAGGUAAUAAUUGGAUGCAGUCAAAAGUCUGUUUAGCAAGCUGAUGAAUACAAGUUGUAAGCCUUUUGUAGCCAGUGUACGGGAGUCUUUUGUUAUUAUUGUGUGAUUAGUUUAUGAUAUUUAUUAAUUAAAAAAAAAAAGGUUGAACCCCAUCUUGAGGGCUCCUACCAUUCCAUCCUUAGAGUCUUGUGAGGGAGGUAAAUCACGGGAUGUGUCACAGUAGGCCAGAGAACAAGAGUUGCAUGUACACUGAGUCUACAAGGAGUUCAAUUCCAUAUCUCAGGAAUCGAACCCCUACACUGCGGCUGUCAGCAAGAUGUGAGAUAAUCUCACUUCUGUCAAUUGCACCACUGGACUAUGUCUCGGGGGCAAAAUUUUAUUAAUUAGUUACACUUGUAAUUGACUUAGUUGAUUAAGUCUUUGUUUUCUAAAUUUGCACUUGCAAAGCAAUAACGAAGCUAGGAUUCGAAUUCAA